Eriocheir sinensis (Chinese mitten crab) is the source of this 2156-nucleotide messenger RNA. Its product is annotated as dynein heavy chain-like protein 2. NCBI's taxonomy places the organism in Eukaryota, Metazoa, Arthropoda, Malacostraca, Decapoda, Varunidae. The record is from RefSeq and is a predicted model, not a curated record. Bases 496 to 1989 code for a protein of 497 amino acids. The transcript is spliced from 3 exons.
ACUAAUGUGACAUCUGUGGAGGAGAGGAAUGUUACAGAGAAGGAUGAUGGACUUGAGAAGGCAGAACGAACAGAACAAAGAAAGGAGAUUCUGCCCAGCAAUAUAACGAAUGAUGUUGUUGUGAAAGAGAAAGAAGAACUUCUACCUUCACAGGAAAGCACGAAAGUGACAUCUGUGGAGGAGAGGAAUGUUACAGAGAAGGCAGAACGAACAGAGCAAAGAAAGGAGAUUCUGGCCAGCAAUAUAACGAAUGAAGUUGUUGUGAAAGAGAAAGAAGAACUUCUACCUUCACAGGAAAGCACGAAAGUGACAUCUGUGGAGAAGAAGAAUAUUACAGAGAAGAGUGAUGGAAAAGAUGUCGAGAAAGAAACUGUAAUUCAAAAAGAAGUCCAAAAGAAUGUGUGUAAUAGCGACAUCAAAGAGGUUCGUAACGAAAAACAUCUUAAUGAAACAAUUGAAGACUUGAAACACCAAGUUGAUGACGUGAAAAACAAGAUGAAGGAAGAAAAAGCAAAGGCUGAAGAAACAAAUGCUGUCGUUGAAAAGACAGUCCCUGCUGUGACGCCGGCGAAGGUUGUUAGAAAGGAUGUGCCCUCGGUGGGAGAAGGAAAAGACUCCGUUGUGACUCGAGUUGUUGAACCCGUUACCCCUUCGGUGGUAGCAGAAAAAGUACCCGUUGUGACAAAUCAGACCGUUGCUGAAAAGAUUCCCCCUACGGUGACCGAAGGAAAAGUCCACGUUGUUAAAGAAGAGAAAGUUAUUGAAAAGGUUGUGCCCUCGGUGACGGAAGAAAAACUCCCCGUUGUGACAAAGGAGAAGGUUGUUGAGGAGGCUGCCCCUUCGGUGACACAGGAGAUCGUAAGUGUGUCUAAGGAGCAAGCAGAACUUCCUCUCGUGGCAGAGGAGAAGAAGGUUAUUGAAAAGAUUAUCCCCUCGGUGACAGAAGGAAAAGUCCCGGUAGUCCCUCAACAGGAGGUUGUAGAAAAAGUUGUCCCUUCGCCGACAGAAGAAAAAGUUCCUGUUGUGACACAAGAAAGGGUUAUUGAGCAGAAUGUCCCACAAGAAAGGGUUAUUGAACAGUCUGUCCCACAAGAAAGGGUUAUUGAAAGGGUUGUCCCACAAGAAAGGGCUAUUGAACAGGCCGCCCCUACAGCGACAGAAGAAAAAGUUCCUGUUGUGACACAAGAAAGUGUUAUUGAACAGAAUGCCCCACAAGAAAGGGUUAUUGAACAGAAUGCCCCACAAGAAAGGGUUAUUGAUCAGAAUGUCCCACAAGAAAGGGUUAUUGAACAGAAUGCCCCACAAGAAAGGGUUAUUGAACAGAAUGCCCCACAAGAAAGGGUUAUUGAACAGAAUGCCCCACAAGAAAGGAUUGUUGAACAGAAUGUCCCACAAGAAAUGGUUAUUGAACAGAAUGCCCCACAAGAAAGGGUUAUUGAACAGAAUGCCCCACAAGAAAGGGUUGCCCCACAAGAAAGGGCUAUUGAACAGGCUGCCCCUACGGCGACAGAAGGAAAAGUUCCUGUUGUGAUAAAAAAGAAGGUUACUGAACAGGCUGCCCCUUCGGUUACAGAAGAGAUUGUCACUGUUUCUAAAGAGAAAGAAGAAGUCCCUGUUGUAACAGAGGAAAAGGUUCCCGCUGUGAGAAAUGAGACAGUUAUUGAAAAGAUUACUCCUUCCGUAACAGAAGAAAAAGUUGUCAAUCAACGGAAGGUUGUUUCUUACGAAGAUGCUACAGAAAAUCAGGAAAAUCAAAUUACUGAAGAUGAAGAAACGGACGAAACUGAAUUGAAGUUUAUCAUCACCAUACAAGAGAGAAUAGUCCGCGAACAGACAGUCUCGAUCACACCCGUGAUGGACAAGGACGCCAACACAAGAAGGAAUGGAAAAGUGGCGAAGAAACAACUGAAAAGAAUAAUGAAGAAGGUUGCCCGCGCCGUACGGGAAGAAUUAAGCAAGCGACACAAGACAGCGGGGGCGGGACAGUAGCAGCAGAAGCUAUAACCAGUGUGAGGGAACAGGCUGCCACUCUCCACCAAACCGACAGCCACCACCACCAAAAUGUCCCCUCAACACCCAGCUGCUUGCGAUGGGAUCCUAAAACUAAAUCCCUAAGAAAGUGUUCCAUAUUUUCUUGUCUUUUCUUAUCUAUCUAU